This is a messenger RNA of Saccostrea cuccullata (small rock oyster), 552 nucleotides long. RefSeq lists its product as uncharacterized. The transcript has a single exon. The record is from RefSeq and is a predicted model, not a curated record. Lineage: Eukaryota; Metazoa; Mollusca; Bivalvia; Ostreida; Ostreidae. Bases 1 to 552 code for a protein of 183 amino acids.
AUGAGAUUAGGAGAUGUAAGAGCCAAUGACCAGAAGAACCAAGCCAUAGCCCUCAUGGAACAGGCCGAGUGUGAUAUCACUCAAGCUUGUGGAUAUGAAGAGUGGACGAAUUUACAACAGGUGUUAGCUCCUCAGUAUCGACUGAAAAUAUUUCAGUUCAAGUCUACUUCAACUAAACUCACCUUAGAGCCUAUUUACAAAGGUUGGGGAGACGGAACUUAUUUGAACAUUUUGUUAGACGACCAUCAUUACGAUGCCAUUCUAUCGAUGCCGGGAGUGACGGGGAACCCCUAUUACUGUGAUCAUUGCGACGUGGGGUACAGGACUGUCACAGAACAUCGCUCCAAGUGUCCUCAUCGCUGUCCCUUUUGUUUAGGACAACACCCUAAAUGUCCCGAUGAAGGGAUCAAGAUUCGAUGCCAGGAAUGCCAUGGAAUUUUUAAGAACAGGACCUGCUACGAAAAUCAUUUAAGACCCCAUAGUAAGAAGACCACCACUACUGUCUGCAAUUUAAUGGAACAAUGCGAGAAGUGUCAGUCUUGGAUACCUUAG